Messenger RNA from Octopus sinensis (East Asian common octopus), 5847 nucleotides. Its product is annotated as reticulon-1. The transcript is spliced from 11 exons. The record is from RefSeq and is a predicted model, not a curated record. The coding region runs from base 615 to 2762 and encodes 715 amino acids. Lineage: Eukaryota; Metazoa; Mollusca; Cephalopoda; Octopoda; Octopodidae.
AGUUCUUCCCUACUCAUACCAACACCAUUACUCUGUAGUUGUACUUACAGUAUCCCUACUAACUCCUCCUGUUCCUCUCACUGCGGUAGUCGUCACCGACCACCAGUUUCUGUGUUAAUUGCCAGUCAGUCAGUUGCUGUUAUCUUUAGUAGUCGUCUUGUUGUUAACUCGAUUAUAGACAACUGUUCUCUACAUACUCUGCAAACCCCGCUGGGUCAACCACCAACGGACAAACCGUUCAUUUUCGCGUGUUGUGAAAUUAAAAAAAAAACAACCUAAUCUAAACCAGGAUAUUUGGAUAUAUACAGUGUAGAUUUUAAAUUAAAUACUUGCACGCAUACAUACGCCCAUACAAUAUAAAUUCACAAAUAUAUAUUUUUAAAAAUCCCACCCAAUAUACAUAUAUGUAUAUGAUACUUACAUAUAUAUAUAUAUCCCAAAAUUGAGAGAUUCAAGACUAAUCUGUCUUCUCUCAUUCAUUCUAUCUUGAAAAAAAAAAUUGUUACUGAGAAGGAUUGCUGAAAGUGCUACUAAUUUGGCCUUCAGACAAAAAACGAUCUGAUUUACGAUCUAAUUUCAUUAGUGCAGCACAUACAAAUAUAAAGAAACGAGCCAUGGCUGACGAAGGCAUUAAUAACAUGACCCAGCCGGAUUCAGUUGGCAACCUCCUCGGAGAUAGCCAUUUAGGCAAUUUGGAUAAUUACAGUUCUAGUGCUUUCCAGUCGGAACCUCUGCAGCCUCAACCGUCAGCACCUCAUCAGAUGAUGUCUUCUGGAUCGAUUUCUUCGUCUAAUCCUCUGGAUGAUGACUUCGGUUUUGAUUCGCACAUCACCUCAAGUAACACGGUUAACCCAAGUUCGAAUACCACCAGCAGCGGCAGCAACAAUUCGGCUCAGUCAUCUUCAUCCUAUACCCCGGGUGAGCUAAUUUCUAAUACUUAUAACCCUGUUGAUCAUGACAGUAACUAUAAUGCUAGUCGUGUUCAAAUCGCUACCCAUGACACUGGAGAAAAUUUUAAUCUUGACAAUAGUAAUUAUGGAAUGUCUGAUUCUUCACCACCACCACCUUUAUCGCAACACCAGCAGCACCAUCUAAAUGAACCAUCGUCUAAAGACGAUGAGGUUGACAGUGGAGAUUCUGACAGCGACGAUUAUGAGAAAUAUGACCAUGAUAGUCUUGUUAGAGGUCAGACUGUGCUUACAUCGAAACACAGUGAGGACCAACAACACAGUCAAGACGAGUACGAUGAUGAAGAUGACGAUGGAGAAAGUUCCCUCAUCGAAUAUAAUGAUAUUGAAGAUGAUGAAGUAGAUGUGGUUAAAGAUAACGAUUUUGUUUACUCGACUUCUGCUGUGGCUGAUUCAGCCAACGCGGUUGAUAAAUUUCCAGAUAAUGUCCAAGCACCACAACUUUCCCCUUUAGAUUCUUCAUUGUCACCUCAAACAUCACCAACCCUCCAGGCACCCUUCCAUUCCGAAAUUCCCCCCUUUGGUUCUUCUGAAGCAAAUGAUGUUGCGACAAUUUCUCAGUCCGACGAAGGCAAAGUGGUGGAUUCGCCCUCAUUUAUGCCCUCAGAUCCUUUCAUUACUAGCACCAGCGAUGCAGGUACACCAUCACCUGUUCCUGUCACUAGUUUUGGCUAUGAUGACCCACUGAAAUUGUCUGGUGUUGCUUCUUCUGUUGAGACUGCAGCUCCUAGUGGUCAGUUUGUGAACGAUCUAGCACCCGAAGUAAUAGGUGGCAAUGAUGGUGUAGAAGUUGCUGGUAGUGAAAAUGAUGAUGACAGCUUUGACGAACAGCGAUGUGAAAUUCCUGCGUAUUCAUCGCUGUCAAUGUCGACACCUGUCGUAGCAUCUGCUGACCCCUCUUUUAGUCAACCCAAAUCACCAUCCCCUCCGAUUUCCGACCCUCAGUUAUCCGUGCUCGACUCCGAUCCGUAUUGCACCACUAUUAAACACCAACAACCAUCUACUUUCUAUAACACUCAAAGCAUCAACGAGAACCGCUUUUCCUCAGAACCCGAUUCCUCGUCAGAACCCACAGUACAAACAGGUCCUAACUUUACAGAACCUAAAGAAGCACAACCACAGUCGACGUUAGAAGGUAGGACAUGGCUGAAAACGAUAGAUCCUAAAGAACAAGAGCCUGAGGUCAAUGUGAAGGAUCUACACGGUUACAGACUUAUCUUGGAUCUCAUCUACUGGAGAGAUGUCAAGAAAACAGCUGUGGUCUUUGGCAGCAUGCUCUUUAUUCUCCUCUCCUUGGCAAUCUACUCAGUACUCACUGUUAUUGCUUAUCUGUCCCUGGCAAUUUUGGCAGUCACUCUCAGUUUUCGUGUUUACAAGAACAUCAUGCAAGCAGUCCAGAAAUCUGGUGAUGGACAUCCUUUCAAGGAAUAUCUUGAAUGUGACAUUGAGUUAAAUGACCAGAAAACACAGAAGGUUGUCAAGCUCAUCUUGAAGCAUACCAAUUCUACUGUUCAAGAACUGCGACGACUUUUUCUUAUUGAGGAUCUUGUAGACUCCCUCAAGUUUGGCCUCCUCCUGUGGGUUUUGACUUACAUUGGUUCCUGGUUUAAUGGAAUGACAAUAAUUAUUAACAGUGUUGUGAUAAUUUUCACACUCCCAAAGAUUUAUGAAACAUACAAGGUUCAAAUUGAUAAUUACUUGGCAAUGGCGAGGAGUCAAUUCAAUAAAAUAUUGCAGCAUCCUUGGGUCCAAUCCAAGUUGCCAUUCCUGAAAAAGAAGGCUAAAGCCCAGUAAAGCAACUGUUUUUCUUAAAGCUUCUGUUAAUCUGUUGAAGAUCUCAGCAACUCUGUUCCAUGCUAAUAUGUGAGUGUUUGGCCAAGAAAACAUCAACAAUUUUCUUUUAAACAACAACAACAGCAGCAAAGAAUUAUUGAAAUACAAAACAAUCAAAAUAAAUAAUCCUUGUUAAAUUUUCUUUUUAAUUUUUUUUAUGUCAUUUUUCUCAUUUCAAAGAGAGAAAAAAAAACUACUUGUUUUACACUCAUACACAAACAUAUUAUAUAUAUACACACACACACAAUUCUUCUCAAGACUGUGUUGUUGAUUCUGUUCAAAAUAUUUUAAUCCAGUUUUCUUUCUCUCACUCUUUCACUUUUUCUUUCCCAAGAAUUAUCAGUAUUGGUGGUGUCCCUAGACAUAAAUCUUGUCUGCAAAAUAAAUUGUUUCAUCACCUGGCUCACCUAUCUAUUAUUAUUAUUAUUAUUAUUAAUUAGGUUAUGAAUAACAAUACUUUGAAAACCCAAACACCAAAUGUUGUAUAUCUAGGCAGAGACUUUUUUGUUAGACAUCCUAGCAAUUAAAGAGAAUUGGAAUAAAUACUUGACAUUAAUGCCUUCACCAUCUUUCUUUCUGUUACUGUUUCUUACAAAUCACAAGUUACAGUUAUAAUCCUUUAUUCAUAUUCAUAUCACCCUGCACAGAAUGUGGAUUAAAGUGUUUCGUUCCUUUUUUAAAAUAAAGAGUUUAUCUUAUACACACACACACACACACACAUAUAUAAGUAUUCACACACUGUUAUUUAUUUGUAUAGUAUUAAUUUAUUUUCCACUUUGGCUUCACAUCCUGCUCUCAAUUUUGUGGCCCUUCAACUAACCUGCCCCCUCCCCCUUUUUUUAUUAAUACAUAUAAUUUGUUAUAUCCAAGUGUACUGUUAUUAAGUCACUGGAACUAAAUAAUAAUUGAUCCUAAUUCUUUGCAAUGAUGGUGUUCUUGCAACUACAAUAAAAAAUGUUUGGUUAAUUCUUCUUCUUCCUUUUUACCCCCAUCUCUCUCUCAAUUUAUUGCAAGUAUUUCUUCAUUUUCUUUUCCAUAAACAUUUAAAGUUUUCUAGGUAACACUAAGUUUGUAAUUAAACCUAGUAUAUAAUUAGAAAUACUGUUACAUUGCACACAUCCUCAAGAUAUUAAAAAAAAACUCAUUAAUUAUAUCCAACUUCUUCUCUCUCAAAUUUAAUCAUUGUAUGAAUAUCAUGCAAAGAAUAUAAUCCAAAACAAAAAAAAAUAUCUACCUGUGUGUAGUUUAUGAUACUACACUUGUCAUGUUGCUGUUUUUUACAGUAUGGUAUAUAUAUAUAUAUAUAUGUGUGUGUGUGUGUGUGUAUUUAUUUAUAUAUGUAUAUACUUUUGCCACAGGUCUUGCUUUGGUAUACUAAUUUUACUAGUGACUGCUCAUUACAGUUGUUACUACUGCCACCACCGCUGCCAACAUCACCACCACCAUAAUAGUGAUAAGUCUAUAUUAUUAAUAUUAGGUUGACUGAACAUUUACAUAUGUAUGAACACAUGCAUAUAUAUAAAUGUGUGAACACUCACAUACAAAUUCGUUAGCAUGUUUUUGAUUAAAAAUAACCUUUGUAAUCAACACUUCUGUUUACCUUUUGUGAAAAACAUAAAAUUCUAUAAAUAAAAAAAAAACUAUUUAAACUAUGAUUAUAUUUGUAUAAUUUGCAAAAUUUAAAUUUCCUAUGACAAGAAACAAAACAAAAAAAUGUCCCCUCUCCCUACAGCUUUCAUGAAUUUGACUGAUUGUUUUGUUAUUGUUGAGUCUUAUUUCUUCCUUGAAAAUCAAAAAUUAUAUAAUAGAUCUUAUUUUUAUUAUAACUACUCUAAGCUAUAACACUUAUGUAUUUAUGUAAUGGUGACCACAUUUAUUUCUUUAUCACUUGGUCGGUCAGUCAGUCAGUGUGUGUAGGAGACUAUAAACCUAGCCACACACAAAUGUUGCAGUUUAUAAACAAAAGAAGAAGGUAGUACCCAAUACAUGGCAUGGAGUUUAUUCAUACAUAUUUCAACUGAGAUUCUGGUCACUAUUCAAAUAUACAUGCUUAGUGAUUGUUUGGGCAACUUUGAAACAUUACAGAGUGUGAGUUUAAAGCAGCAUCUAGCCAUACUCUUUACACCAAUGUAUAUAUAUAUAAUAUAGCCAUCAGUUAAAAACGAAUAUCAAUAAUACCAAAUGAUAUUGGCUUGUUUUGUUUAUUAUUCCAUUCUGCUUCAGCUAAGUGUACUGUGGUAUUGUUGUUGUUUUUAAGCUGCAAUGUCUGUCACUAGACUUGCAAAGACAAUUGUAAAGUGUAUUAACUAUAUUGUUCAAAUAUUCUGUUGUCUUCAGCUUAUCUAUUUCUAACAGGUUGUUAUAUAAUGAUUGCCAACAUUAUAUUAUUUUGAUUUUGUCAAUAGAUGAGCUUUGUUUGCUCACCUGUUGUGGCUUUUUUCAACCUUUACUACAACAUCAGUCAUGUGUAUAUCUUCAAUACAUUUUUGCAAAUGGCCACCACUGUUGAAAUUAUUUCAUGUAGUGGUAUCAGCAGAAAAUUCCUUAUUUGCAACUAUAGAAUUAUCCUUUUUGACCCCUCCCCCAAUUUGUUUCUGUUAUAAAUAAUUGCACUUUGGAUCACAAUUUUUUUUCCAAUUUUAAAAUUGUGGCUUGUGAAAUAUUAUUUCCAUUAUGGUAAAAUAUGGGGUUUGAAAACUGUUAGUAAAUUUUGUUGGGAGUGGGUUGUAGUUGUGUAUAUAAAUAUAUAUAUAUAUAUAUAUAUAUAUAUUUACUGAUAUAUUUCAGUUGCGUAUUAUAUUAAGGACAUCAUGAAUAUUACAAUAUCUUAAAAGGGUGGGAAUUAAGUGCCAGAGGUGAUAAGAAGACCCUCGUUAUUGCAUUGCCUGUUGUCGUCGAUUUGUGUAGAGAAACUUAUAAUUUAAAACAAAAAAAUUGAUAAAAUUUUCCAUUUUGAACGUUAGAAAUUCCACACAUAAGAAUUCAAUGGCUAAAGCUGGAGUAAAAGAAUGAAUAUUGCUAAUAAAGGAAAUUAAACCAAACUUGA